Spea bombifrons (plains spadefoot toad) is the source of this 4286-nucleotide messenger RNA. It is a transcript of the gene ATP8A1, whose product is annotated as ATPase phospholipid transporting 8A1. The transcript is spliced from 38 exons. Gene Ontology annotation, molecular function: ATPase-coupled intramembrane lipid carrier activity; ATP binding; magnesium ion binding. Gene Ontology annotation, biological process: phospholipid translocation. NCBI's taxonomy places the organism in Eukaryota, Metazoa, Chordata, Amphibia, Anura, Pelobatidae. The record is from RefSeq and is a predicted model, not a curated record. Gene Ontology annotation, cellular component: plasma membrane. Bases 276 to 3770 code for a protein of 1164 amino acids.
AGAGCCAGUGCCUCCUCCUUUCCUAAUCAUCCUCAGUCCUAUCCUCUGGCCACCCAGUGACCCCCACUCUGUGUCACGCUUCGCCUGCCUCCAUUGAUUUAGAGCUCUGUUAAUCCAUUCACAUCCCCUGCUACUCCUCUCCUCCAUUCACUGCUUUGAUGUCAUUCUAAAUUCAGAGCGCUGCUUUCCUCCUACAAGUGGUUGCAUUUCCUUUUUUUAGACAUAUCAGCAUUGAGUAUUACAUGAAGAACAACUUGUGAUCCCGAAGCCUCGGCAUGUCGACUGUACAGACUACGGUGGCAGACAUCCGCUCCAGAGCAGGAGGAUAUGAAAAAACUGAUGAUGUUUCUGAGAAGACGUCUCUAGCUGACCAAGAAGAAAUAAGAACAAUUUUUAUUAAUCAACCGCAGCUGACAAAGUUUUGCAACAACCAUGUCAGCACUGCAAAGUACAAUGCCAUCACGUUCCUGCCAAGGUUCCUCUAUUCUCAGUUCAGACGAGCUGCUAACUCAUUUUUCCUGUUCAUUGCACUGCUUCAGCAAAUUCCAGAUGUGUCACCAACAGGGCGCUAUACAACUCUGGUUCCACUCUUGUUUAUUUUGGCUGUAGCUGCUGUGAAAGAAAUUAUAGAAGAUGUUAAACGGCAUAAAGCUGACAAUUCUGUGAACAAGAAAAAAACCCAAGUGCUGCGGAAUGGUGCUUGGGAAAUUGUACACUGGGAAAAGAUAGAGGUUGGAGAUAUAGUUAAAAUAAAUGGCACAGACUAUAUACCUGCUGACACUAUACUCCUCUCAUCAAGUGAGCCGCAAGCCAUGUGCUAUAUAGAAACCUCAAACCUUGAUGGUGAAACAAACCUUAAAAUCCGACAGGGUAUGUCUCAAACAUCAGAGAUGAAGGAUAUAGAAACACUAAUAAGCCUGUCUGGCAAGAUUGAAUGUGAAAGCCCUAACCGACAUCUAUAUGAUUUCAACGGAAACAUCCGACUGGAUGGCCACGGAACUGUGCCCCUAGGCCCUGACCAAAUUCUCUUAAGAGGGGCUCAGCUAAGGAACACUCAGUGGGUUCAUGGAAUAGUUGUAUACACUGGACAUGAUACAAAGCUCAUGCAGAAUUCAACAAAACCUCCUCUCAAGCUGUCCAAUGUAGAGCGUAUAACCAACAUGCAGAUUCUACUUUUGUUUGGUACACUUAUAACGAUCUCCUUAGUCUGCUCCAUCGGCUCUUCGAUUUGGAAUUCGAGGCAUAGUCAGAAAGACUGGUAUCUCAAUUUAAACUAUGCUGGAGCUAGCAACUUUGGGCUGAAUUUUUUAACAUUUAUCAUUCUCUUCAACAACCUCAUACCAAUCAGUUUGCUGGUUACGCUGGAAGUGGUGAAAUUUAUCCAGGCGUAUUUCAUUAACUGGGACAUAGACAUGCACUAUGAACCAACUAACACGCCAGCUAUGGCCCGUACAUCAAACCUUAAUGAGGAGCUAGGACAGGUAAAAUACAUAUUUUCGGACAAAACUGGGACCUUGACUUGCAAUAUAAUGCAAUUUAAGAAGUGCACGAUAGCAGGGAACGCUUAUGGCCAUUGCCCAGAGCCGGAAGACUAUAUGUCCUCGGAAGACGAUUGGCACGAUGUGCAAAAGGAAGAGAGCAGAGGUUUCCAUGAUCAAUCUUUGCUAGAAAAUCUUGAAAACAAUCAUCCCACCGCACCGGUGAUAUGCGAGUUUCUCACGAUGAUGGCGAUAUGUCACACUGCCGUGCCUGAACGUGUCGAAGAUCAGAUCGUUUAUCAGGCAUCCUCUCCUGAUGAAGGAGCUCUUGUAAGGGCAGCGAAGGAUCUGCGUUUCGUGUUUACAGGCAGGACGCCUGAUUCCGUUAUAAUAGAAUCUCUUGGUCAAGAAGAACGUUUUGAGUUGCUGAAUGUGCUGGAAUUUACGAGUAACCGAAAACGUAUGUCUGUGAUCGUUCGUAAUUCAUCUGGGAAACUGAGAUUGUACUGCAAAGGAGCUGACACGGUCAUUUACGAUCGCUUGGCUGAAACAUCAAAGUACAAAGAAAUUACUCUGAAACAUUUGGAGCAGUUUGCAACAGAAGGUUUAAGGACCCUGUGCUUUGCUGUGGCUGCAAUUCCAGAUAGUGCGUACGAAGAGUGGCUGGAUGUUUACCACCGAGCUUCUACCGCGGUACAGAACAGAGCUCUGAAACUAGAGGAGUGCUAUGAACUUAUAGAGAAAAACCUCCAUUUGCUUGGAGCCACUGCCAUUGAAGACAGACUACAAGACAACGUGCCAGAAACCAUCGAAACCCUGAUGAAGGCUGACAUCCGGAUUUGGAUUUUAACAGGCGAUAAACAAGAAACUGCUAUAAAUAUUGGACAUUCAUGUAAAUUGUUGACCAAAAAUAUGGGACUGAUUGUUAUAAAUGAAGGCUCCCUUGAUAGUACACGAGAAGUUUUAAGCCAUCACUGCAGUAAUCUUGGAGACUCUUUGAGAAAGGAAAAUGACUUUGCUCUCAUUAUUGAUGGCAAAUCCCUAAAGUACGCCUUGACGUUUGGAGUUCGGCAGUACUUCCUAGACCUGGCCUUGUCGUGUAAAGCAGUCAUCUGUUGCAGGGUCUCGCCGCUCCAGAAAUCUGAAGUUGUAGAUAUGGUGAAAAAGCAAGUUAAAGUCAUCACCCUGGCUAUUGGCGAUGGGGCAAAUGAUGUCAGCAUGAUUCAAACUGCACACGUUGGUGUUGGUAUAAGUGGAAAUGAAGGGCUGCAAGCAGCAAAUUCUUCAGAUUACUCUAUUGCACAGUUUAAGUACUUGAAAAACCUACUACUUGUCCAUGGUGCGUGGAAUUAUAACAGAGUGGCAAAGUGUAUCUUGUAUUGUUUCUAUAAGAACAUUGUGCUGUAUAUCAUUGAGAUCUGGUUUGCAUUUAUGAAUGGUUUCUCUGGACAAAUACUCUUUGAAAGAUGGUGUAUUGGCCUUUACAAUGUGAUGUUUACGGCUCUUCCUCCUUUAACUCUUGGAAUAUUUGAGCGUUCUUGUCGGAAAGAGAACAUGUUGAAGUAUCCAGAGUUAUACAAGACAUCACAGAAAGCCCUCGACUUCAAUACAAAGGUUUUUUGGGUUCAUUGCCUGAAUGGCCUUUUUCACAGUGUCAUCCUGUUUUGGUUUCCGUUAAAAGCCCUGCAGCAUGAUACUGUCUUUGGAAACGGAAAGACGUCAGAUUAUCUUUUAUUGGGAAACAUUGUUUACACUUUUGUAGUUAUUACUGUAUGUUUGAAAGCUGGGCUAGAAACUUCACACUGGACAAUGUUCAGCCAUAUUGCUAUCUGGGGAAGCAUUAUGCUGUGGAUUGUCUUCUUUGGUGUCUACUCUUCCUUGUGGCCUGUGUUUCCUAUAGCACCCGAUAUGUCUGGAGAGGCAGAUAUGAUGUUCCAAUCUGGAUUUUUCUGGAUGGGUCUCAUCUUCAUCCCUAUAGCAUCCUUACUUCUUGAUGUUUUUUAUAAAACUGUGAAAAGAACCAGUUUCAAGACUUUAGUUGAUGAAGUUCAGGACCUCGAAGCAAAGUCUCAGGAUCCAGGUGCUGUUGUUCAUGGAAAAAGCUUAACCGAGAGAGCUCAAUUACUGAAAAACGUCUUUAAGAAAAACACCACGAGCAUGUACCGCUCAGAAUCCGUACAGCAAAAUCUGCUACAUGGAUAUGCCUUCUCUCAAGAUGAAAACGGAAUAGUCUCACAGUCUGAAGUGAUCAGAGCUUAUGACACCACGAAGCAAAAACCAGAAGAAUGGUAAAACGAAGCUGAUGUGGGUUCGACUGUGCGAUAUGCUUCAGUACUAAACCACAAGACGUGUGUGAGAUAAAACGCUGUCUUCUCAGAGCUCCUCCAUAGAGCUUUAAAAAAAAUAAAAAGUCUGUGGUCAAAACAUCCUUUUAAUAAUACAAAAAAUGCUUAAAAGACGACAGUUUGUGCAACUGAGGCAAAUGUGUAGAUUUCAGUCGUGACGAUACACUUCAAACAUACUUUUGCCGCUAGUUUUUAACAAUAACUAGUGCAGUAUUACUAAUGAGAGCGAAGAUUCGUCGCAACAGGGAGACUCUUAAACCUUUACCACUGUAAAUAAUGCUCGUGAUGUGCUGCCCAAACAGAGUGCUGAAAGGUAAGGUAAGAAGAUCUGCCAAAAUAUCUCAUUCAUAUUAGGAUUAGCUUGCCUCGCCACCAAGGGGAUAAAGUAUCCAAUUAUUUGAAUAAAAAUGUUUGCCAACGAAGAAGGUGUUUUCCCAUAUCACUUACUUCUAUGCUCACAAAA